Messenger RNA from Staurois parvus, 283 nucleotides. NCBI's taxonomy places the organism in Eukaryota, Metazoa, Chordata, Amphibia, Anura, Ranidae. The record is from the annotation of a GenBank genome assembly.
GCCAAGCAUGUCUCCAGACCAGCUCUGUGAUGUCAUCUGGCACGACAGCGGGCACCAAGUCAACUGGCACGACAGCGGGCACCGGGUCAACUGGCAUGACAGCGGGCACGGGGUCAUCUGGCACGACAGCGGGCACCGAGUCAUCUGGCACUACAGCGGGCACCGAGUCAUCUGGCUCGACAGCGUGCACAGAGUUACCAGGCUCGACAGCGGGCACCGAGUCACCAAGCCCGACAGCGGGCACCGAGUCAACUGGCACGACAGCGGGCACCGAGUCAUCUGG